Phycomyces blakesleeanus NRRL 1555(-) is the source of this 482-nucleotide messenger RNA. RefSeq lists its product as hypothetical. The record is from RefSeq and is a predicted model, not a curated record. Gene Ontology annotation, biological process: mismatch repair; base-excision repair; DNA replication. The transcript is spliced from 4 exons. Bases 82 to 396 code for a protein of 104 amino acids. NCBI's taxonomy places the organism in Eukaryota, Fungi, Mucoromycota, Mucoromycetes, Mucorales, Phycomycetaceae. Gene Ontology annotation, cellular component: nucleus; site of double-strand break; DNA replication factor A complex. Gene Ontology annotation, molecular function: damaged DNA binding; single-stranded DNA binding.
CUCUAUUUUCUUAGUUCACGCGUCGUAUAUACAUAUAUAGACACACACACACACAUAUAUAUAUACACUUGAUCGAUCGAAAUGGAAAAGCCAACACCCCGCAUUAAUUCUGGCCUCAGACAAAAGUACAUUGAUAAAACUGUUCGCUUAACAGGAAAGGUGGUGUCGUUUACUGGAGAAAGUGCACUUGUUGAAUCAUCAGACGGUGGACAGAUUAUUAUAAAGACCAACAGGGAUACUACAUGGGGAACUUCAUAUGUUGAGCUUAUUGGUAGAGUUGAAAAGGACUUUACAUUUACUGAAUUCAGUUCAAUUAAUUUGGGAGAGAAUAUUGACCUUAAGCUUGUUGACAAGGUGGUUGAAUAUGGUCAAAAAUACCCAGAUCUCUUUGAGUAAUUGACGUAUUUCCCUGUGAAUAACCACCAUUAUCAUGUCUAUAUAAACACAAACAUCUAUAUAUAUUAUAUUAUAGUCUUUUUAAG